Messenger RNA from Cucumis melo (muskmelon), 2549 nucleotides. Its product is annotated as probable NOT transcription complex subunit VIP2. Bases 259 to 2241 code for a protein of 660 amino acids. Gene Ontology annotation, biological process: nuclear-transcribed mRNA poly(A) tail shortening; regulation of DNA-templated transcription. The record is from RefSeq and is a predicted model, not a curated record. Gene Ontology annotation, cellular component: CCR4-NOT core complex; P-body. Lineage: Eukaryota; Viridiplantae; Streptophyta; Magnoliopsida; Cucurbitales; Cucurbitaceae. The transcript has 14 exons.
CAGUUGGAUUCCAACACUUCUUUUCGUUUUCCAUCCAUUUCAUUCUCCUUUUCCAAGUUUUCAUCUCAAUUAGGGCACUCAAACACGAUCUUUGUUUCUUCACCGGACUUCUCUCCGAUCUGCUCUUCAGGCUGUAAUUUGAUUAGCAAUAAAGCUUUUCAGAUAGCUUCUCUAUCUUUUGGCUUCUCAAAGACUGGAACUGCUGUUUUCGAAGAAGGAAUGAAAUUUGCAUAGAUUAUUUUACUCUCACCUCAUGCCAUGUCGGGUUUACUUAAUUCAUCUCUUAAUGGAUCAGCUUCAAAUCUUCCAGAUGGUACUGGGCGAUCUUUUGCUACCUCAUUUUCUGGUCAGUCUGGUGCAGCCUCCCCUGUUUUUCAUCACUCCGGAGGAGGGUUGCAUAACAUCCAUGGAAGCUUCAGUAUUCAAAACAUGUCAGGUGCACUAACUUCAAGAAAUUCAACUAUAAAUAAUGUUCCAUCUGGUGGAGUGCAGCAACCUACUGGAACACUUUCCAGCGGGCGGUUUGCUUCGAACAACCUCCCUGUUGCUCUUUCUCAGUUGUCUCAUGGCAGCUCCCAUGGGCAUUCAGGAGUCGCAAGUAGAGGAGGUAUAAGUGUUGUUGGAAACCCUGGAUUUAGUAGUAGCACAAAUGCAGUUGGCGGUUCUAUUCCUGGGAUUCUAUCUACUUCUGCUGCUAUUGGUAAUCGAAAUACUGUUCCAGGAUUGGGUGUAUCCCCAAUUUUGGGAAAUGCAGGUCCUCGAAUCACAAGUUCAAUGGGAAAUAUGGCCAGUGGAGGCAACAUAGGAAGGAGUAUAACUGCGGGUGGGGGAUUGUCAUUACCUGGUCUUGCUUCUCGCCUAAACCUUGGUGCAAAUAGUGGAUCCGGAAGCUUAACUGUGCAAGGACAAAACCGUCUAAUGAGUGGUGUGCUUCCUCAAGGAUCUCAACAGGUCAUUUCUAUGUUGAGUAAUUCUUAUCCUAGUGCUGGAGGUCCCCUUUCCCAAAGCCACAUGCAGAGUGUGAAUAGUUUGAAUUCUUUGGGGAUGUUGAAUGAAGUGAACACCAAUGACAAUUCUCCUUUUGACAUUAAUGAUUUUCCUCAGUUAACAAGUCGUCCAAGUUCGGCAGGAGGGCCCCAAGGGCAAUUAAGUUCGCUGAGAAAGCAGGGCCUUAGUCCUAUCGUUCAACAAAAUCAAGAGUUCAGCAUUCAGAAUGAAGACUUCCCUGCAUUACCUAGAUUUAAAGGUGGCAAUGCUGAUUAUGGCAUGGACAUUCAUCAGAAAGAUCAACAUGAUAAUUCUGUGCCUAUGAUGCAGUCUCAGCAGUUCUCUAUUGGAAGAUCUGCUGGAUUUAACCUAGGGGGCACAUAUUCACACCGACCCCAGCAGCAGCAACAACAUUCUCCAGCUGUCAGUAACAGCUCGGUCUCCUUUCCACCUGCAAAUAAUCAGGAUCUCCUACAUUUACAUGGAUCAGAUAUGUUCCCAUCUUCACAUGCUGCAUCCUAUCACCAGCAGUCUAGUGGGCCUCCUGGUAUUGGGUUAAGACCUCUGAGCUCUCCUAGUUCAGCUUCUGGAAUGAGUUAUGACCAACUUAUUCAGCAAUAUCAGCAGCAUCCCAGUCAAUCUCAGUUUCGAUUGCAACAUAUGUCUGGUGUUAGCCAGUCGUUUAGAGAUCAAGGCAUGAAAUCUAUGCAGGCGACUCAAUCUUCUCCUGAUCCAUUCGGCUUACUUGGCUUGUUAAGUGUGAUAAGGUUGAGCGAUCCUGAUCUUGCAUCCCUUGCACUUGGAAUCGAUUUGACCACAUUAGGAUUAAAUUUGAAUUCAGCAGAUAACCUUCACAAGACUUUUGGCUCCCCAUGGUCUGAUGAACCUGCCAAGGGCGAUCCGGAUUUCAUUGUACCACAAUGCUAUCUUAUCAAACCACCACCUACACUACAUAGAGGCUACUUCUCAAAAUUUACUCUGGAGACACUGUUUUAUAUAUUUUUCAGCAUGCCAAAAGAUGAAGCCCAGUUAUACGCUGCGAAUGAACUUUAUAAUAGAGGCUGGUUUUAUCACAAAGAACAUCGGUUCUGGUUCAUUCGGGUCUCAAACAUGGAACCACUUGUGAAGACUAGCACGUACGAAAGAGGAUCAUAUCUCUGUUUCGACCCCCACACGUUCGAAACUAUUCGCAAGGAUAAUUUCGUUCUCCACUACGAGAUGGUAGAAAAGAGACCAGUUCUGUCCCAACAUUAAGGUUCACUUUUCUUUUUUCUUUUUAUAAUUCAUAAUUAUAAUUUAUAAUUUUAGCCUCUUCCUUUUUCAAUAUAUAAAAAAAAGGUCGUUGGUUAGCCUUAGUGUUCUGUUUGUAGAAUUAAUGUUUUGUUAAUAUGGUCAUUGCAAUCAAUUAUAGAGCCCCCUUUGUUAUUGUAAUGAGCCCAUUUUUUCCCUUUUCAAAAAAAAAAAAAAAAAAAAAGAAAACACACAAAACUGUAACUUAGUCCCCUUUCUCUUUGUUCCUUAUUUUACAUCAUAUUUUAGAUUGUUAGUCCAGCUUUUCUCUC